ACGUCUUUUCUGUUCGGGAGUAUUAUGGUCUGUCGGGAAUUCAGAGUGGCUGGGACUGGAGAAAAAUAUCUGGCCAGCUAGCGUAGACCAAGCUAACGGGAGUAAACAUGGAGCUGUCUGCCGUCGGGGAGAGGGUGUUCGCCGCCGAGUCUAUCAUCAAACGGAGGAUAAGGAGGGGUCGGAUUGAAUACCUAGUGAAAUGGAAGGGCUGGUCUCCCAAGUAUAGCACUUGGGAACCAGAGGAGAAUAUUUUGGACCCCCGCCUCUUUGUCGCUUUCGAGGAGAGGGAGCGUGAGAGGGAGCUCUAUGGGCCCAAAAAGAGAGGACCAAAACCCAAGACAUUUUUACUCAAGGCUCAGGCCAAAGCUAAAGGCAAGUCUUACGAGUUUAGAAGUGAUGCAGUGCGAGGGAUGCGUGUCACCUACCCAACCCCAGAGCCGGUCAUCACCCCCCGGGCCAGGGAGGGCCUGAGAGCCGUUGUUCCCACCAUCUUCCCGCCCAGCACAGUCAACCGUGGGGAGAGCGUCCGGGUGCGGCCACCAGAGCCAGCCCGGGAACACCAGCCGCCCUCCCUCCAGCAAACAGGCUCCGAUGGACUCAUUCACGUCCCUAAAAAGAGAGGUCCAAAGCCUAAGCUGCGCUUCAAAGACAGCAACUCCAACCCUGCCGCCUCCGAGUCCCACAAGAGGAGGGCAGAGGAGCAGGGGAGCUACAAUCCACACAAACUGGCCAAGCUGCAAGUGGGUGAAGAGAGGGGCAAUGACAUGAGGCUCAUUAAAAUGUCCCACAGACACCCAGAGAACCACGGCCAGGCCCUCAAACACCACCACCACCAUCAUCAUCAUCAUCACCACCACCAACACCAUGCACACAUCCGGGGACUCUCCGGCGGAGGCACAUACAAGCAGCUAUACUCGGAGCGCAGCCUGCAUCCACACAGGACAGACGCUGACACACACAGGACUAAGGACGGCUGCAGCUACCUGGCGCCGGCGCACUUCAAGCACCAGUUCAAAAUGAACCAGAGUCCACCUGCAGUUUUUUCACAAAUGGAUAAACCAUCCUUCUUGGACAGGCCGUCCCCGACCCGGCUUGUUGACGACCUGGACGAGGUGACGUGGAGGCCGUCGCUCAGCAGCGUGGAAAAGGUCCUGGUGACGGACGUGACCACCAACUUCCUGACCGUCACCAUCAAGGAGAGCAGCACUUCUAAAGGCUUCUUCAAGGACAAAAGAUGAUUCCGUGACUCAUUUCCUUAUCCACUUUGUCCGUUGUUUUCUCAAACUUGUUUCAAAAAUCAUUUUGAAGUUUAUAUGGUGUGAUCACGCAGCGCAGUUUUUUUGUAUGUAAUGUAUAAAGGCAAAUUAGUAAAGAAUGUGCAUAUGUGUAUAUAUUACAAAGUUGGACGACUAUUUAAUGUAUUGACCAAAUCAAAUGAAGUCCAUUUCACAAACAUGCAUCGGUUGACAUGAAAGAGUUGCAUGUAUCUUUUGCUGCAGCUGGCUACCUUGUGUACAGAGCUUGUGAAUUUGAUUAUUUUCCAAGGGUAGCGAUUUUUAGAAUCUAAAAUUUGUGUUCAAUCUCAUGUUCCGGUUUGGGAUGUAGAGCAGCUGUGUUUGGUUUCACAAGUUCAGCUCAUAGCCUACUAAUAAACUGAGAAGGAGGUAGGCCAGGCCUAGACAUGUAGAUCAAGUUUGUGGGUUGAAUAUUUCUCUGAAAUUUGAAAUGAUCGGGCUGUAUAGAGCCUGUUUGAUUAUGUAGGCCCUAUAUUUAAAAAAUAGUAAUAAAAUGUUUUUGAAGCACUUUUUAUUAACAAGAAUUAAUCAAAGAAUCCGUUUGUGUUGUGUUAAAAAGAGCGAGCCCGCACCAAAGGUCGUAGCGGCCUGUUUCUGACGGGGUUCAAAUAUGAGCAAAAAUGGUAAAUUCAAGACGAAAACCUUGCGAGUUUUUCCAAGAUGCAUUGCUACGUUGUUUUUUUUUUUUUUUUUUUUUUGCAUUAACAUAGUAUAUUCAUACAUUUCAUAGAAACGUUCAUUAAGCUUUGAUGUCUAAUAAGAUAAUCGCAGAGUUGGUGUCAAACUGCUUUUUAGACGCUUUCCAAUAAAUUCUUUGAAUUUUCUCA
Messenger RNA from Myripristis murdjan (pinecone soldierfish), 2122 nucleotides. It is a transcript of the gene cbx8b, whose product is annotated as chromobox homolog 8b. NCBI's taxonomy places the organism in Eukaryota, Metazoa, Chordata, Actinopteri, Holocentriformes, Holocentridae. The transcript is spliced from 5 exons. The coding region runs from base 108 to 1238 and encodes 376 amino acids. Gene Ontology annotation, cellular component: chromatin; PRC1 complex. The record is from RefSeq and is a predicted model, not a curated record. Gene Ontology annotation, biological process: negative regulation of transcription by RNA polymerase II. Gene Ontology annotation, molecular function: chromatin binding.